AUGUCUCCAACCGCUCACUCGUCUUCAGACAAGAAGCAAUCAGGUAUUGCCAGAGUCUUGGGAUCAGCUACUGCUGGUAUUGCUGAAAUUGGUGUUUUCCACCCGGUGGACACUAUCUCCAAGAGAUUGAUGUCAAACCACGGCAAAGUCACUUCAUUGCACCAAUUGAACUCGGUAAUAUUCAAGGAUGCUGCGUCUCAGCCUUUAGUCAAAAGACUUUUUACUUUAUUUCCGGGCUUAGGGUAUGCUGCUUGCUACAAGAUUUUACAAAGAGUGUAUAAAUACGGUGGUCAGCCUUUUGCCAAUGAAUUCUUGACAAGAAACUUCAAGGACAAUUUUGACUCGGCUUUUGGGCCAAAAACUGGUAAGGCUUUGAUGAGUGCUACUGCUGGUUCGUUGAUUGGUAUUGGUGAAGUUGUUUUGUUGCCAUUGGAUGUCUUGAAAAUCAAGCGUCAAACAAACCCGGAGUCCUUUAAAGGCAGAGGUUUUCUCAAAAUCUUGCAAGAUGAAGGUUUAGGAUUGUACAGAGGUUGGGGAUGGACCAUGGCCAGAAAUGCCCCAGGGUCUUUUGCCUUGUUUGGAGGUAACUCAUUCGCUAAAGAAUACAUUUUCGGCUUGAAGGAUUACAGUCAGGCCACUUGGACUCAAAAUUUUAUUACAUCGAUUUUUGGUGCUAGUGCUUCAUUGAUUGUUAGUGCCCCAUUGGAUGUCAUCAAGACUAGAAUCCAAAACAGAAACUUUGAUAAUCCAGAAAAGGGAUUCACCAUUUUGAAGAAUAUGUUCAAAAAUGAAGGUCUUACCGCAUUUUUUAAGGGUUUGACUCCUAAAUUGUUGACUACAGGUCCAAAGUUGGUCUUUUCGUUUGCCAUGGCCCAAUCAUUAAUCCCGGCGUUCGAUAAGUUAUUAAGCAAAUAG
This is a messenger RNA of Lodderomyces margitis, 915 nucleotides long. It is a transcript of the gene YHM1, whose product is annotated as Yhm1p. The record is from RefSeq and is a predicted model, not a curated record. Gene Ontology annotation, cellular component: mitochondrion. Lineage: Eukaryota; Fungi; Ascomycota; Pichiomycetes; Serinales; Debaryomycetaceae. Gene Ontology annotation, molecular function: guanine nucleotide transmembrane transporter activity. The coding region runs from base 1 to 915 and encodes 304 amino acids. The transcript has a single exon.